GGUACUUGCCUCUGACAAGGGAAUUAUAAUUACGCUAACUAGUGUGCCGGAGAGGAACUCACUCGGCGCAAACUUUUGGCGGACGAUGCGAGUGCGGUUCAUUCACCUCCUGUGAGAAGCUGGGUGUCUUCGAGCCAUGGGUACUGGCAGGGGGUCUGGUACUGAGGAAGGAGGUUCUAAGAGAACAUUCAAACAUAAAGAACCACCUGUCGAAGAGCUGGUGCCUCCAGACGGUGGCUGGGGUUGGCUCAUUGUACUCGCUUGUGGUAUCAUGCAGUUCGUGCUGCCGACGCUCUCCACGUGCUUCGGCCUCGUGUACGUCCGCCUCGUGUCGUUAGGAUAUACGAACUCCCAGGUGGCACCCAUUCCUGGCCUCUUGUAUGGCCUCUCCUGUCUCAUCGGUCCUCUGGCCACCAGUCUCAGCCGAUACUACAGCCACCGUCGACUCAGCGUCUUCGGCAUUUGUACAAUGGCCGCGGGGGUGUUCCUCAGCGCCUUCUGGGACAACCUGUCUUGGCUCUACGUCUGCUUUGGAGUUGUUGGAGGCUUGGGCCGCGGCCUUGUGAAUCCUCAAGGCUUCAUCCUGGGCCAGAUGUACUUCCGCCGAAGGAGGGUGGCCGCCAACGCCCUCUCGAUGCUGGGAUCCUCGCUAGGCUUCAUGGUGAUGCCGCCCCUCGUCAGGUUCCUCGCCAACACGUACGCCCACCAGGGCGCCCUCAUGCUGUGGUCGGCUAUCCUGCUGCACGGCCUCGUGGGCGCCGCUCUCUACCAGCCGGUCGAGUGGCACUUGAAGCCCAACCCGCUGGCCAACGUUCGCCUGAUCGAAGCUAGACCGUGCCAGGAAGAGACCCAUAAUGGCACAAGGGUAAAUGAUUCGGACGAUUUUGAUGGAGAGGAAUUCGGAAAUGAAUCACGUGGCACAGAAGCCGAAAGCAACUGUCAUAUGCACCCUCAUGACCCCUGUCGCUGUCAUAGACCCCUCGAGUCAACGACUCCUGAAGGGGAAGCGCAGGUAUUUCUCGCCGAAGCAGAGGAGGGCGAGCGUGUGGGCGGCGGCAGAAGAGUAGCCAGCGUUCUCAGAACUUCCCUCCGUAGCAACCUCUACAGCUCAUGUGACGUCAUCGACCAAUUUAGCAGCGCCCUCUCGCUUGAAGGGGGAAAGAUGAAAGGCAGUAAUGAUAACAUUGCAGAAAAGGGUGAUAAAAUGUUGAAAGAACCCCAGUUCAUAAUCCUGUGCGGGGUGAAGUUUCCCAGAUUUUCGGACAUAAUACAUUUCAGAAUAUUGUUGCAUCCGAUUUUCCUCAUUGUGUCCAUCUCUAGUAUUGCCAACAGAAUGGUGUUCAUGAACUUCGUCACGUACAUCCCGGCCGUGGGGGAAGACCUGAACCUCUCGGACGAGGCGCCCUUCAUGCUCACCAUCAUCUCCUUGGCUGACCUUGUCGCGAAGGGCAUCAUGGCCGUCGUUAGCGACCGCGGAUGGUGCCAGCGUCGCUACUUCGUCAUCGCCGGCGGCGUCAGUGCUUCUGCAGCUGCCUUGACGGUGCCCCAGACGUGGAACUUCCUGAGCCUCGCCUCCUGCUGCGCCCUCUACGGAUUCAGCCUGGGCGUCAUCGUGUCGGUGGCCCCCGUCCUGCUGGUGGAGUACCUCGGCCUCAAGCUCCUCCCCUAUACCUUCGGGCUACUCCUCUUCAUGAAUGGGGUGUCGGCGCUUAUUAUAUUCCCUCUUACUGGAAUCGUCAAUGACAUAAUGAAUAACUACACGUCGACCUACUACGUACUGGGCGGACUCUCCCUGCUGCCGGCUGUACUGUGGAGCCUCGUCCCUUUAGUUAACCAGGAGAAAAUCAAGAAUCCUGUUUAAAUGUUUU
Messenger RNA from Penaeus indicus, 1868 nucleotides. RefSeq names its product monocarboxylate transporter 1-like. Gene Ontology annotation, molecular function: monocarboxylic acid transmembrane transporter activity. Bases 137 to 1861 code for a protein of 574 amino acids. The transcript has 8 exons. NCBI's taxonomy places the organism in Eukaryota, Metazoa, Arthropoda, Malacostraca, Decapoda, Penaeidae. Gene Ontology annotation, cellular component: membrane. The record is from RefSeq and is a predicted model, not a curated record. Gene Ontology annotation, biological process: transmembrane transport.